GAGCACCUUCAGCCUGCAUCGGUCAAGCAGCCACCUCCAAGUGCAACGAAGAACCGGUAUUACAUCAAAUUGUAAUAAUAAUUAUAUAAUAUGAUAUAAAAUUAUUGUUAGUGUUUACAUUAUUAUCAUAAUAAUAUCGCCGUCCUCGUGCGUUACGCCGGUCGUUCAUCUGUUUACUAUUCAGUAUUCAGUAUUCCGUCGCGCACCUGUAGACGUACACUCGCGGACUUGGACUAGACAGAUACAUCCAUAUACCAUAUGUGAUAAAUCAUAAGAAGUUUAAUAUAUUGUUGUGAUCAAAUUAUGACAUCGAGAUAAACGGUCUUGAGGAACAGAAAUCAUGUCCGGCACAACGGAUAGCGGAGUCACCGGGGCUCAUAACGUACAGCCGACGAUCACAGAAUGUAAACUUUACAAAAGACGAUGGCUUAUGUUGGUGCUAUUUGUCCUGUGUUCGAUGAUCAACGCUGUACAAUGGAUACAGUACAGCAUUAUUUCAAACGUGGUUAUUAAAUUUUAUGAUGUAUCAAGUUUUGCUGUGGAUUUCACAUCCAUCGUAUAUAUGGUCACCUACAUACCACUGAUAUUCCCGGCGUCGUGGAUAUUAGAAAAGAUGGGUCUUCGCGUGGCUAUGGUAGCCGGCUCGUUCGGCACGAUGCUCGGUGCCUGGUUUAAAGUUGCUUCUUCCAGUCCAGACAGAUUUUAUAUGACAAUGUUAGGUCAAACGAUUGCGGCUAGUUCGCAAGUUUUCAUUUUGAACCUGCCGGCUCGCCUGGCAGCAGUGUGGUUUGGCCCGUCUGAAGUGUCUACGGCGUGUUCAAUCGGAGUGUUUGGAAAUCAGUUCGGUGUAGCUCUCGGCUUCUUGUUGCCACCGCUACUAGUUCAAGACAGCGGCGAUUUGUACGCUAUAUCCGCUGGAUUGUCACGAAUGUUUUACGCCACAGCCAUAAGUUCAACACUAGUGUUUAUAUUAAUAUAUUGCUUCGUCAAGCCGUCCCCGCCAUUACCACCGAGUUUGGCACAAGCGAACCAGAGGUCGACCAGUAGUAACGACCCCAAAAACUUCAUUAAGUCUUUGUGGAGACUAGUUUACAACUACGGGUUCCUCUUGUUAUUACUGUCAUACGGCAUGAAUGUCGGUUCGUUUUAUGCCAUUUCCACGCUCUUAAACCAAAUUAUAUUGGAACAUUUUCCUGAUAACGCGGUGGAUGUCGGCAGGAUAGGUCUCACAAUCGUCGUUGCAGGAAUGGUGGGUUCAGUGGUGUGUGGUUUUGUUUUGGACAGAACUCAUCUUUUCAAAGAAACGACUUUAGUGGUGUAUGCUUGUUCGUUGGUCGGCAUGAUAGUCUACUCGUUCACGUUGUCUUGCGGAUAUAUAUCAGUUGUGUACCUAUCUGCAAUCCUACUUGGGUUUUUUAUGAAUGGUUAUUUAGCAGUCGGAUACGAAUUAGCUGCUGAACUGACCUAUCCGGAGUCCGAAGGAACAUCCAGCGGAAUGCUAAAUGCAGUGGUGCAAAUAUUCGGCAUCGUUUUCACCUUGAUUUAUGGAUGGAUAAAUAAUGCUGCCGGAGACAAGAAAGCCAAUUUAUUUUUGGCCGCAACUCUCGUCAUAGGAACCUUUCUCACUGCCAUGAUACCAUCUGACUUGCGGCGACAAGCAGCUCAAGAAAAGAAAUCACUGGUUAAUUAAUUAAUUAAUGAUAGUUUUAUAACCAUAAGCAAUUUAUAAUUGGCUCAAGUAUUUAUAAUUUAUUAUCGCCUCACCAAUAUAUUAUAAAGUAUUUAAGUAUUUUAUAUUGAUAUAUUUUAAGGAUCUGAUGAUAUUCCAUAUUCGCCUAGAAAGGAAUUAAAGUU
Messenger RNA from Myzus persicae (green peach aphid), 1854 nucleotides. Its product is annotated as feline leukemia virus subgroup C receptor-related protein 2. Gene Ontology annotation, biological process: heme export; transmembrane transport. The transcript has 8 exons. Gene Ontology annotation, molecular function: heme binding; heme transmembrane transporter activity. NCBI's taxonomy places the organism in Eukaryota, Metazoa, Arthropoda, Insecta, Hemiptera, Aphididae. Gene Ontology annotation, cellular component: membrane. The record is from RefSeq and is a predicted model, not a curated record. The coding region runs from base 341 to 1690 and encodes 449 amino acids.